Molecule: messenger RNA, 1051 nt
Organism: Magallana angulata
Lineage: Eukaryota; Metazoa; Mollusca; Bivalvia; Ostreida; Ostreidae
Product: glycoprotein 3-alpha-L-fucosyltransferase A-like
Exons: 3
Coding region: 71-1051 (326 amino acids)
Cellular component (GO): membrane
Molecular function (GO): alpha-(1->3)-fucosyltransferase activity
Source: RefSeq, a predicted model, not a curated record
CACCAAAAUUAUAUUUUAUCAAUUUGGUUGUGUAUUGUAAUGUUUGUGAAGCUUUAAAGGUUCUUCAAGCAUGAAGCCUACCAACCUGGCGUUCCUUGUGUUUGGUAUCACGGGUAUGCUUCUUGUUUUUAUUCUGGGAUAUUUUUCAUCGUCAGAAAAAAUAUAUUUCACUGAUGUUCAUCCACAUAUAAAGAACAGUGACACACAAACUACUUCAUUUAAUGGUGAAUCAAAUUCCAUCAAUAACAAAACUUUGGUAAUCUUGUGGUACAACCUUCCAUUUUAUUUAAAUUCUUCAGUGACAUAUUUUCAAGCGAACAAAUGUAGCAAUUUUAGAUCUACCUGUAUAUUAUCAACCGUUAAUUCUGAUAUACUUAGAAGUAGUGGUGUUAUCUUCACUCAUUCAACUCUGCCAAGAACUCCUCCCAUGAGGAAUACAUCUCAAGUCUGGAUUUUCAAUAAUCUGGAAAACAAAGCAUUCACACAUUGGCCAAAUAGCGCUUGGGACUAUAAAUUCGAAUGGACCAUGUCUUAUCGUAGAAAUGCUGACGUUUCAAGACCAUAUGGCAAAAUUAUAAGACUGGACAAAAGUAUACAUAGAAAGUAUUCUGAGGUUUUUCGACAGAAGACAAAAUUCGGUGUUUGGAUGUCUGGUCACUGCCCUGUCCCAUCUCGUCGUAAAGAAUACAUUGAAAAAUUACAGAAGUACAUAGAUAUUGACACGUUUGGAUCGUGUGGGAAGAAGAAGUGUGGGACUCGAACUCCUGCUAUGAAUGAUUGUUUGAAGAAUUUCUCUAGGGAUUAUAAGUUUUAUUUCUCCUUCGAGAAUAAUAUUUGUAGAGAUUACUCCACAGAAAAAGUAUUUAACUUCUACGAGGUUAUGUGUAUAGAGAACCGGGUGAUACGUACACCGACUCUGGUAGUACGUAUUCUGACCCUUGUGUUGGGUAUACAGGCACUGGGGAUGGACACACAGAUCGACUUUGGUGAGGGGUUAUGGAUAGAACUACAUGGGGUCGGUGUUUUGACCACACUUACCCCUCCCCAAUAA